AUUGCACAUCAGUACCUAGAAUCACCUACUCCACGUGUUAUAUAGCUAACGUGAUUGUUCAAUCACACCACGAUCACGUAUAUCAACAGCAACACACGUAACGCGCAGCAUGCAUGCAGCACACUGUCAAUAUUCAUGCGGCAAGCAAGAUGUCGAACUUUGAAAGAAAUGGAUUUGAAAAUCGCAUUCAAACUCAAGAAUACCGGAGUAAUGGCAGCGGCAGGAGUAGGACGGGAUGGAAUUCCAACACAGAGUCGAUACCCAUUGACUCAAGGGAUGUUGGUAGAAUAAUCGGUAGACAGGGCAACAAGAUCCAUGAGCUUCAAGAUGAGAGUGGUGCUAUGAUCAAGGUACCAAGAGAUGUUACAAAUGAUGAUGGGACAAUCCCUGUGGAGCUACGAGGGACAGAAGAAGCUAUCGAGAAAGCUAGAUUAAUGAUUGAGGAGCUUCUAAAACCACCGGACAAUUAUCAACCGCCCAUCGCCUUAUCAGCUCCACCGGAAAACAAAGUGCGAAGACCGAUGAUAAACUGGCAAACAGCUUGUGCUAAUGCUGCAAUGAAUAAAAUGGAGAAAUGGCAAGAUUAUCCAAAGCUCACCAAAGAUUUCUACAUUGAAUCACCUGCUAUAAGAAACAUGAGCGAGAGUGAAGCGCAAGAAAUUAGAGAGAUCAUGGGUGUGACCAUAACAGACGAUUGUAAAGAUAACUCCAGACCAGUCCCAAAACCUGUCAGAACAUUUGAGGAAGCAUUCCAGGACUAUCCUGAAAUCCUUCGUGAGAUCCGCAAACAGAAAUUCACAAAACCUUCAGUCAUACAGUCCCAAGGAUGGCCAGUAGCAUUAAAGGGUCAUGAUCUGAUUGGUAUAGCUCAGACUGGAAGUGGUAAGACCCUCGCCUUCUUGCUUCCAGCUCUCAUCCACACUGACCUUCAAGAAACACCAAGAGAGCAGCGUGGAGGGCCAAAUGUGUUGGUUCUAUCCCCAACUAGAGAGUUAGCCUUACAGAUUAAAGAAGAAGUCAGCAAGUAUUCCUACAAGGGUAUCAAAAGUGUGUGUAUAUACGGUGGUGGCAGCAGAAAAGAUCAGAUCAAUAUUGUCCAGAAAGGAGUGGAGAUAGUGAUUGCAACUCCUGGCAGAUUAAAUGAUCUUAUCAUGAAUGGUAUCAUUGAUGUGAAAUCAGUCACAUUCCUGAUUUUGGACGAAGCAGAUCGGAUGUUGGACAUGGGAUUCGAACCUCAGAUCAUGAAGAUUCUUCUAGAUGUACGACCAGACAGGCAAACAAUCAUGACAAGUGCAACGUGGCCAGAAGGAGUACAAAGACUGGCUAGGAAAUACAUGAAGGAUCCAUUCCAUGUUAAUGUGGGAUCACUAGACCUAUCUGCUUGCCACAGUGUGACUCAGUUAAUUGAGGUCAUUGAUGAAGAAUACAAGAAAGAAAGGCUGAUUGAAUUUAUCGAGUGUCUGAGAGAGGAUGAGAAAUUGCUUGUGUUUGUUGGACGGAAGUCAACAGCAGAUGAGAUGUCGUCUGAGAUGUCACUCUUAAAUAUAUCUGUGCAGUGCAUUCACGGUGGCAGAGAACAGUUUGACAGGGAACAAGCACUCAGCGACUUCAAAGAAGGUAUUGUGAGAAUCCUUAUAGCUACUGAUGUAGCAUCUCGUGGUCUGGAUAUUAAAGACAUAACUCAUGUACUCAACUAUGACUGCCCAAGCCAUAUUGAAGAGUAUGUUCACAGAGUCGGACGAACUGGACGAGCAGGGCGAACAGGUACAUCAUUGACCCUGAUGACCCGUAGAGAUUGGAGAUGGGCUGCUGACAUUAUGCACAUCAUGAAUGAGGCUGGACAGGAAAUUCCAGAGGACUUGAUUGAAAUGUCUGAGAGAUUUGAGCGCCAUAAGGAGAAGAAAGAACAAGAGCGCCUGCAGGAUCAAAAAGAUGGCUUCAGGCAGGAUCGAGGAAGGGGCAGGGGAGGUGGUGGAGGGCGAGGGAGAGGGGGCUCUGGUGGGGGUUAUGGUGGAGGAUAUGGUGGGGGGUCUAGUGGAGGAUUUGGUGGGGGGUCUGGUGGGGGAUUUGGUGGGGGGUUUGGUGGCGGAUUCGGUGGAGGGCGAGGAGGUAGGCGGGGUGGUGGGCGAGGUGGAAGGAGAGGCGGAAGUAGUUAUGAUGAUUUUCAGGGUUUUUACCUCUCUUAGAGGUAGCCAUAACUCAUACCAAGGUUUGUAUUCAUCAAGUGCUUUACAAGUAAAUGAAGAAAACAGCACAGGGUUUUGAACUGAGUCCCCAAAGAUGAAAAGAUGUCGGCUGUUAUGACAUUAUUCAUAGUAAUAUGAUUUGGGAAAUGAGGCUUUUGAUCAAGUUGACUGUGACAUAGUUUAUCACAUGCUUAUCACAUGAUACCCACAUGUGCCUAGACCUUAUCGCAAAUACUCAGUUUGAACACGUUAGCUGUGGAAUGAGGUGCAUGCUGGUUUGAUCACUAGCUAGACCAGCAUGCAACUCAUUGAACAGUUGGCACUUGCGCUAGGGAGGCACUUACGCAAGGGGUAUUUGCGAAAAGGUCUUUGUCAAAAUAAUACAGUGUAAAAAGAGUUUAUGGAAAACUUGCACCAAUGGGAAAGCUUUACUUUGCCCAGCCCAAGUAUGACUGUUCCUCUGUGCUGUACACAGAUACAGAGUCCUUAACAGACCAAUUGCGCUACCAAUGUUAACAUGUGUUCACGUGACCUGAGAUGGGUAUAGAAAAACAAAGCUACACAGUAAAGACAUGGGAAGACUUGUACCGAUUGACCAUAAUCGGCUGCAUUUUCGAUAAAUAACACUUUUAACUCAAAACGAAGCCCUUUUAAAAAAGUUGAAUGUUGUAACAUUGAUUUACAUCACAUUUUCUGUUUGAUAAAUCCAGUAAUCUAUAAGAGGUUUCUUUUGAGAGUAUGGUUAGACUGCGUAAAUUACCAAGGUUUGAGCGAGCUCACGCGCCGUGUAUUUUGCGUUGUGCACGGCGUGAAGUCGGGCUGUGCCGAGGGAGACUGCGAAGUAGUCCGACUCUAGCUGACAGCAAUUCCUUAUAAUCAAAUAAUUUGAGGGUAAAAAUAAAGGAAUUUGCAGCUUCUUCAGGAUAUUUUUAUUGAAAGUAUUAGCAGCAAAAUCAUGGGCAAUGUAAAACCACACUUUUCGUGCACAAACACAUGACAUCGUGUGAACAUUCUCGUAGUUGGUGGAACUGUUUUUACCCAUUACCACCAUUGUUCAGCCACCGUAAGGUCUCUGGUACAAACUCCAGAAUAUUCUUCAGUGAUUUUGAGCAAGAAAAGCCUUGAUUGAACAUACAAAUGCAACAAUAAUCUUGUCUUUUAACGCACGUUGAUAUGCAGUAGGCCAUGUUUGUUGAUGUGUAAUACCCAUCUCGGGUCACGUGACAUUGGUAGUGCAAUCAGUCUAUUAGGAAGGGUCUCGGAUAAAACAAUAAAUCUGCCUUGCUCUGUAAUCUUAUGGCUACCAGUAAGAUGCUAUGUCAGAUUUAUGGCCCACACAUUAAAAAAUAGAUUGUUUUAAGUGAAUGGUAUUUCAAAGAGUAU
This is a messenger RNA of Asterias rubens (European starfish), 3569 nucleotides long. RefSeq names its product probable ATP-dependent RNA helicase DDX43. The transcript is spliced from 20 exons. Bases 114 to 2186 code for a protein of 690 amino acids. The record is from RefSeq and is a predicted model, not a curated record. Lineage: Eukaryota; Metazoa; Echinodermata; Asteroidea; Forcipulatida; Asteriidae. Gene Ontology annotation, molecular function: RNA helicase activity; RNA binding; ATP binding.